AUGGCGAAUAUUGACAAAUUCCAAACUGUUUAUAAUAAUAAUAAUAAUGAGCAAAUGAAGAAAAAAAAUACAACAAAAGUUGUAAUAAUUACAUCAGUGAACGAUGAUGUUGAUGAAAAGAAUUUACUUUCAUGUUUAAAUUCUAUAAAUGGUAAAAAUAUUUUUGUUAAUUUAAAUAGUAAUAAUAAACGAUCAUCAUCAUCAUCUCAAUUGGAAAAUGGAAAUAUUAAACGACGUAAAGCAGAUUUAACAUGUGUUAUUUGUGAAGGUCAUGCUUAUAAUUAUAAUUUUGGCCAAAUUACAUGUGAAUCAUGCAAAGCGUUUUUUCGUCGAAAUGCUUUACAUUUAAUAGAAAAUACAAAAUGUCGUAAUUCAAAUAAUAUUCGAUGUAAUAUUCGUUAUGAUAUUAAACAAAAAUGUCAACGUUGUCGUUUACUUAAAUGUUUAGAAUCUGGUAUGCGUAAAGAUCUUAUACUGACACCAGAGAAAAAAUUAUCAAAAGAAAAAUGUCUUGAAGAAAAUCGUCGUAUUAAAUAUAUUCAAAUUAAUAAUAUGCAUGAAGAAAAUACUGAAGAAUCGUCUAAUAUAAAUAUUAAUGAUAAAUUAAUAGAUAAUAACAUUUCAUAUGAACUUAGUGAAAAUGAUUGGCUUUGUAUAUGUAAUAUUCAAGGUGCAUAUUCAUCUUCAUCAAGAUCCGUUCCAUCAGCUUCAUCAAUGCUUUCACUUGAAUUAACAUUUGAUAAAAUGUCAACAUAUAUGAAUACAUUAGAUAUAUACCAUUCCACUAUGAUUAAAAUAAUUAACUUUUUAAAACAAAUUCCAGAUUUUGAACAACUUAAUGAUAAUGAUCGAUUAAUACUUGUUAAAUAUAAUCUUUGUUCACUUAUUCUUGUACGUGAUUCAUUAACAUUUGAUACAACACGUGAACUAUGUUAUGAAGAUGAUGGUGAUGAUAGAUAUAAUUCUAUGUCAUCGAAUAAUAAAGCAUUUGCUGAACGAUGUAAAAGUUUAUUUAUGCUUUGUUAUAGUUAUGAACUAAAUCAAUUAUUUUUCAAUAUUCUUCAUACACUUCACAGUUUAAUUGAUAAUGAUCCAGUUAUUGUUCAAUUAUUAAUGCUUAGUAUGAUAUUUUUAAAAGGUUCAUCAUGUCUUGAACGUCAGGAACCAAUAUUAGAUGAUAGUAAACAUGUGUUUUAUUUGCAUUCGAAAUAUACUGAUUUACUUUUUCGUUAUUUAAUUAAACAAUCAUCAUUCAAUACUGCUGCUAUGAAAAUGAUGCAUUUUGUUGAAGUAUUUAUGAAAUAUCAACGAUUAUCUAAAGAUUUUCAUCAAGAAAUAAAAAGCAAAGUUGAUGUUGAGAAUAUCAAUCCCUUUAUGAAAUCAUUUCUUCAUUUUGCAUAA
Adineta steineri is the source of this 1401-nucleotide messenger RNA. Lineage: Eukaryota; Metazoa; Rotifera; Eurotatoria; Adinetida; Adinetidae. The record is from the annotation of a GenBank genome assembly.